Salvelinus sp. IW2-2015 is the source of this 129-nucleotide messenger RNA. The record is from RefSeq and is a predicted model, not a curated record. NCBI's taxonomy places the organism in Eukaryota, Metazoa, Chordata, Actinopteri, Salmoniformes, Salmonidae.
UAUACAGAGCCAGACAGAGUGAGACAGAGAGACAGCGAGCGAGAGAGCGAGACAGAGAGCGAGACAGAGAGCGAGACAGAGACAGAGAGAGACGAGACAGAGAGAGAACGAGACAGAGAGAAGAACGAG